Messenger RNA from Osmerus eperlanus (European smelt), 2743 nucleotides. RefSeq lists its product as uncharacterized. NCBI's taxonomy places the organism in Eukaryota, Metazoa, Chordata, Actinopteri, Osmeriformes, Osmeridae. The transcript has 4 exons. Gene Ontology annotation, cellular component: cytoplasm. Gene Ontology annotation, molecular function: NAD+ poly-ADP-ribosyltransferase activity. The record is from RefSeq and is a predicted model, not a curated record. Bases 213 to 1706 code for a protein of 497 amino acids.
UCAUUUAGAAGACGCUCUUAUCCAGAGCGACUUACAGUAAGUACAGGGACAUUCCCCCCGAAGCAAGUAGGGUGAAGUGCCUUGCCCAAGGACACAGCGUCAUUUGGCAACCUUCAGAUUACUAGCCCGACUCCCUCACCGCUCAGCCAUCUGACUCCAGAUAACACUUCAGCAACUCACGUGAGGAAGAGGAAUGGAAUUGGAAAGAUAAAAUGAAAGUGACACUGCCUGCCGAAGCCGUGAAACCUGGUUUUUCGUUUGAAAAAGAUCAACACCAGCAAAUCCAAAUCCAGAGUGAGUAUCUGUAUCUCCUUAUCCACACAAACAUGACUGGCUUCAACCAAAGGUUCAUUGCGCCUCAAUCCAUGUGGGCAGAGGAUGACUUCACUCUCCCACCAGGGGUGUUGAACUUUGACAAACCCAAGGCUGGUCGGACCUACAUCAUGUACCAUGGCACCACUAGACAUGCUGCUCUUGCCAUACAGGCUAAUGGGUUCCGGCGAUCCAGAGGAGGCAUGUUGGGUCCAGGGGUGUACCUCAGCCGAGACCUGCAGAAGGCUAGCAGAUACCCACUAGAUUUGCGUGAGCAUGAGAGGGUUGUUCUGAGGGUGAAGGUCAAUGUUGGCAAAGUGAAAAAAAUAGACCACAAGAACCACCCAGAUCAGACAACCUGGCAUGAUCGUGGUUAUGACACGGCCUGGGUUCCACCUAACUGUGGCAUGGUGAGGAGUGGCCUGGAAGAAGACUGCGUUUGGGAUCCAGCCCGCAUCACUGUUCUUAACAUCAUCUAUCCUCAGUUCAUACAAGUAGAGGCAACCAGAAACCAAGAUGACAAUGUUCCCCUCUUCUUAUGUGUUGCCUGUGCUGUUGGUGUUGUAUUGUGCCUACUUCUGGGCCUGAAAUCACCAUUACCCGCCUCAAAAUACUGCCUAGCGAGAGCUGCAUCACCAAUUCAAGAUAAUAUGUACAAGCCAGCGCUCCAAGUGUCUCAGUGCACCCGGGCAGAGGAUGACUUCACUCUCCCCCCAGGGGUGACACCACUCGAUCAUCCAGAACCCAAGUCUGGUUGGACCUACAUCAUGUACCACGGUACCAGCCAAGACGCUGCUAAAGCUAUACGGAGGAAUGGGUUCCGGCGAUCCAGAGGAGGCAUGUUGGGUCCAGGGGUGUAUCUCAGCCGAGACCUGCAGAAGGCUAGCAGAUACCCACUAGAGUUGCCUGAGCAUGAGAGGGUUGUUCUGAGGGUGAAGGUCAAUGUUGGCAAAGUGAAAAAAAUAGACCACAAGAACCACCCAGAUCAGACAACCUGGCAUGAUCGUGGUUAUGACACGGCCUGGGUUCCACCUAACUGUGGCAUGGUGAGGAGUGGCCUGGAAGAAGACUGCGUUUGGGAUCCAGACCGCAUCACUGUGAUGGGCACCAUCGCUCCUAAGGUUGUGCGGCCAUCACCGGCCAGAUCACAUCUGGAAUUCCCAUCAUAUUCAGACUUCCGAUCCUAUCCGGAAUUCCGAUCCUACCCGGAAUUCCCACCACAAAAUAGUUUUAUGCCUUGGCAUUCUAGCCGUGAAGUCGAAACUCUACAUAAUGUCUUUGAUGAUCUGUCGCUUGAGCAAUCAUCAUCGGAAACGUGUUUGUGUGGGAAAGUCUGUAAGAACCUCCAUGGCCUCAGAAUUCACCAAGGAAAGAUGAAAUGUUUAGGAAACUGAGGUAAUGCAGGAUGACAACGUACCAGCAGCAAAGCAUUUAUGUCAUGGUCACACUCUGCCUCCACAGCCCACCCGAUCACUGCCUCCACAGCCUACCCGAUCACUGCCUCCACAGCCCACCCCGAUCACUGCCUCCACAGCCUACCCGAUCACUGCUUCCACAGCCCACCCGAUCACUGCCUCCACAGCCCACCCGAUCACUGCCUCCACAGCCCACCCGAUCACUGCCUCCACAGCCCACCCGAUCACUGCCUCCACAGCCUACCCGAUCACUGCCUCCACAGCCCACCUGAUCACUGCCUCCACAGCCCACCCGAUCACUGCCUCCAGGCCUCUGCUUGCUUUUGUUGUACUGUUUUACCAUUGAAACCCCUCUAUUCCUCCCAACCUAUAACAACACGUUAUAAAAGAGCUAUGAAUUAGACUGAAUGUACUGUGACAAGUACUAACCUAUGGUUGUGACUUUAGUACCUUAACGGUGGACGGGAGCCCAGCAGAUGAAGAUGUAAGGCAGUCAAGAAGGAGAGCACAGGAAACAUCCGGAACAGGCUUCUUAAUAAGAAGAAUUAACCUCUCUUAAAAAAAAAUCUGGUGUCUGAUUUUAUUAAUAAUAUGAUCAUUCCAAUAGUGUAGGAUCAUUAAUCAUUAUUAAUUAUUACAUUUUCUGUCUGGGUAUUUAGGUUUGUAAGUAUUUUAUCUGAACGUUUCCUGAUCUUGGUUUGCAGUGUUUGUUGUACAUGCUGUUUCCUUGUGACACGUGGCUUCAAAAUAAGCGCAAACUCUGUAGAAUGGUAGGCUACGUAAGCUAGGUUUGUACAAACGGUUUCUGCUUUCUCUAUGUUGAUGUCCUGUGCAUAGACAGUAUCAGUAGCUAGUGUUGUAUCACGCUCCCAGGCACACAGCCCCACUUCGAGCACAAGUUUGUUUCGAGUGCCAACUGCCAAGGUUUAUUAGCAUAAAACUAUAAAUACAAUAAUUCAAUGCACAAACUUAUCUUAACCUGUACUCUUUGAAUACAUCAAUCAUUUAAGCCUUUA